AUGACGCAGUCCCCAAUAGGCGCACAUCUCGCGCCGCGAGACCUCCCCCCUCCUGCACCCGCACAAGACCCGCGCGAGCCCCCCUCGUCCACACCCCGCAAAGGCAGCCGGACACCCCAACCCAUCUCACCCGUCCCCUCCCGCGGUGCCUCUCCUCAGCGGUCCACCAGCGGCGCAGCGGGCGGCUCCAACAUCUUUGGCUCGGGCAUAGACCGCGCGCCGUCACACGAAGGCAUGCCUAUGGGUUCCGCUAUGCCCCUCCCCCUCCACGCGCCUACCCCCAAGUAUGCCUCUCCCAACCAAGGCAUUGCGCAUCCCCACCCUAUCCCGCACCACCACCACCUCUCCCGCCCUUCCUCUGCGUCCUCGAUGCACUCGUCCACCUCAGCCAUUUUUGAGCGGGAUAUCGAGCACCCGUCCACCGCUUCGUCCCUCACUCUCAACCCCGCGGUAUCGCCCGUCAACCCGGUGCUAUCGCACAAACCCUCCCGCCUUGGCUUUGUCCACGGCUCAGCCCUGGACUUUAGUGUCCCCGCUGUACUCGACGAUGCGGUCGAGGCGCUCACAGCCACCUCGCGCGGCAUUGAGGGGCUGGAGAUUGAGGCUCCGGCGCCUAUGGCGAUGGGCGGAACAGGAAUGGCGCGCGUUGCGUCCGGUAUGUCAGGGCGGAAGGCUUCUUCUACUUCACCUAUGGCUUUGAGCCAGACGCAGCCCCGCUCGGGAUCGUCCAGCCCUAUCUCGACUACGUCGGGGGUAUCAUCCCUCCCGCAGUCCCCGCCUAUCCUCGCUCAACUGGGUACGGGCGCUGCCGUCAUCGGCACGGGCAAGUCCUCGCCUGCGCUCAGCCCCACGUCGUCAGACACCAAGUCGCCGCUUUCGCUGGACGGGCCAAAGUCCGGAGUGGCGGACAUCAAGUCGGAGCCGCUCAAGGAUGAGCCGACAGCUCGGCCGGUUCGGCCUGCUGCGCCCACGCGAAUGAGCACGGGCAAGCAGGUUCCGGGUGGCUGGCUGUCUUCCUGGACGCGGGAGGAGGAGGAUGCCCCGACCGAGGCGGUGCAAAUGGGUGAGGGACAUGCGCAUCCCGGUCCCGGCGAAGUUGGUGUGGGGCUGGAGCGUACCGCCGGUCUUCUUGGCGAGCAGGAGCGAGUAGUUCCAGUCGAAGAGCUGCCCUCUCCUCCAUUGACCACCAACGUUCCCCUGUCUCACCCGCCCUCAUCCCCCCCUCCGGCCUCUGCGAUCCCGCACCACCUCACCCCCUCGCACCCUUCCUCUUCCGUACACAACGCGGACCCCAAGCGCCGCAUCUCCUUCAUCUCACCGACCGACCUCCUCCUUUCCGUCCCGACGUCCGUCACGUCGCUCGGCGAGAUUGCGUCUGGUAAUCUCAGCCCAGAGCACGUGCAUAUCAACGGAGCAGGCAGUCCGGCGAUGGGCCGCAGUCCGCGCAUGAGCACGAGCGGGGAGGAGGAGGGCAAGACGAGUGGGAUGUGGGCGAAGGAGGGGGAUGCGGCGGGCGCGAAGGGAGAGUGGGGGAGAGAGGGGCUGGGCAGGGGGUUGGAGCAGAGGUUGGAGGAGCUGGAGAUGGCGGGUCAGGGGGCUUGA
This is a messenger RNA of Dioszegia hungarica, 1602 nucleotides long. RefSeq lists its product as uncharacterized. The record is from RefSeq and is a predicted model, not a curated record. NCBI's taxonomy places the organism in Eukaryota, Fungi, Basidiomycota, Tremellomycetes, Tremellales, Bulleribasidiaceae. The coding region runs from base 1 to 1602 and encodes 533 amino acids. The transcript is spliced from 3 exons.